CUGAAAUUACCAAAACUGUAGACUGAGCAUGAGAGGCACUUUCUGCUUGCUUAUUAUUUUCAGUCCUGUAUUGACUAUUGAGCUUACUUUUCUUACUUGUGCUGUUACAUACUAAGGAAGUACGUUAUCUUUGCGAGCCCGAGUCUCGUUUUCGUCUUGUGCUCCUCAUUCUCCUGGCGGUAUGUUGCUAAGCGGUGGCUGUGUUCUUGACUUGUAACAAAAAGCGUCUGCCCUCUGAGUUGUUUGGAUUCUCAAUCAAGCAGUAGUCUGCUCACAGGGAUGGCGAAUGACAACGAAGCAGAACUGAUCAAGGCACAGCAGCAGCUGGGACCGAUACUACGAUUCAUUGCAAACCAACCAGUCGGUGUUCCUCCGUCUCUUGCGGGAUUUUCCGCUUCUAGCGCUGGUGGCAGUGGCCAUGACCACGGCUCAACACCAGCACACCACAUGGCACAGAGUGCUGCUGAUGGUGGUGUCAGUGCAGCGCAGUCUGCUGCUGUUGUAGCCGCACUCAAACACAUGGUACCGACACAGUCCAUGCUGCCCAGUGCUGCUGCUGUUGCUUCAGCCAGUCCCGCCGGUACACCGCCUGUACCUGCGGCACUGUCAAUGGCUAAUGUGUAUGCCACGCAAGCUCGGCCCACCUUUCAGCAGUCUCUUGCUGCUGCAGCGGCCGCAGCUGCAGCAGCUGUUGCUACGGCAACAAGCACUGCGGGCAGCACGACCGCAGUGCCAGCUGGUGCAGCUGCUGCUCCUGGCAGUUCUACUGCAGUAACGCAUUCAUCUCUGCAUUCUUCAAGCCAUGCAGCUGCAUCAAUGGCGCCGGGGGUGGCAACAUCCUCCUCUAUGUCCAAUGCAGAUGACAACAGGUACCGCAAGUCGUCCGCUUCAGCAAUGGCUGCAUGCGGCAAUGUGGAGAAUGACAGUGCAGACGAAGAUGAUGAUGAUACGGCAAGUUUAAAUGCUUCAAGUACUGCUGUUACUCCGGCACCGAUAUCGUCUGGGCGCAAGUCUGACCAUCGUCGUGCUGCUCAUACCAGUGCUGAGCAAAAGAGGCGGGAUGAUAUCAAGCACGGCUAUGAAGACUUGGCAUCGCUAAUACCUUCUUGCCAGACCAAUAAUAACAGUGGGCAGAAGCUUAGCAAAGCGGUCAUUCUGCAGCGCUCCAUCGACUAUCUAACUUAUCUCAAGAAGCACCGCCAGCAACAGGAACAAGAUCUUGUUGCAUUACGAAAUGAAGUUGUCGCACUUCGCAUCAUGAAACGGAAUUAUGAGCAACUGGCCAAAGCACAUACAGCUCUGCCACCCGAGAAGACACCUCAAGUAUCUGAUGCUGCCAAAUUUGAAGUUUUCAAAGCAGUGAUGGAUACUCUUUUCCAGUCCUUUGACGCCUGCAUCUCGGUUAACAACUUUGAGGUAUUGUCGUCAUCCAUCUUUCAGUGGCUCGAGGAGUUCUGCAAACCACAGAAUAUGCGCGGAAUCGUCAUUUCGUCUCUGCAGACAUUACAGAAACAGCCGGCAGGUUCCAUGUAUGGUGGGAGGUCAUAGGAGUAUGGCAAGAUCUCCUUUCUACGCAUGCCCAAGUUCACCUUAUUGAUGUUUUGAGUCCUGCUUCAUUUGCUGUCCACUCUGUCUCUCCUUUGUCUGUCUGUCUCUCAGUCUCCCUCUCUUCCCCUCUCUCCUCGUGUAUAGUCUUGGAGAUACAAACGCCCAGUGUACUUCUAAGUUCAUACAUAUCAUGGAUAAUCGUGCAAAUUCUUUGCCUGCCUUUCCCCCAACCUCCUUUUUUGUUUUUUUUGUUUUUUUCUUUUCUCAGGACUGUUUGACUUGCUGGCAAGUACUUAGUCUUUUUUUCUCCGCUCUCUUACAGUAUGAUUAUGCAUACGUACAAAUCGCCGGCCUUGUGUGUGUGUGUGUCCAAAGGUUAUAUUCAUGUUCUCCUCCUGUGUGUCUCUAUAGACUAUUGUGAUUGCACAGGCACAGUUCUAUUCAUGUACUUCAGUGCUGUAUGUCUCUGUGUGUGUGCGCUCACGCAGGCACAGUUAUUUAGCCGGUAUAUACCUCUGUGUGUCUCUAUGUAUCGUAGUGUCUUUUAUUAGAGCCUAUCUCGAAUAGAAGCCUGUUUUGAAUACAAGCCUGAUUUUCAAGAUACACUGUUGGCACAUUAGCCUGGUUUUAGUGUUGACACACAUAGAAAUACUUGGUUUGAAUAGAAGCCUGAUGUGAACAGAAGCCUAGCCUUUACAUCGGCUUCUACAGGAAUACGCCCGGCUUUAAUACGCGACAUUAUGGGUAUACACACACACACACACACACACACACACACACACACACACACACACACACACACACACACACACACACACACACACACACACACACACACACACACACACACACACAC
This is a messenger RNA of Sycon ciliatum, 2404 nucleotides long. RefSeq names its product max-like protein X. Lineage: Eukaryota; Metazoa; Porifera; Calcarea; Leucosolenida; Sycettidae. The transcript has 9 exons. The record is from RefSeq and is a predicted model, not a curated record. The coding region runs from base 280 to 1548 and encodes 422 amino acids. Gene Ontology annotation, cellular component: nucleus. Gene Ontology annotation, molecular function: protein dimerization activity; DNA-binding transcription factor activity, RNA polymerase II-specific; RNA polymerase II cis-regulatory region sequence-specific DNA binding. Gene Ontology annotation, biological process: regulation of transcription by RNA polymerase II.